AUGAGAUUAAGUUCAACUUUAACAUGGUUGGCAUUAUCGCUGACCAUUGUGUUGGCAGUCGUUUCUGCUCAAGAUAAUAACAACAUUUACAAUAACAACAAUACUUGUUAUGUCUCAAACACAGUGACAAACUGUCAGACAGCAACAUCCAACAUAACCAAUAACAUAUGUCCAAGUGUAUCUGAUUGCUGGACAUUGAUGGUUGGUCCACUCAGAAGAACACUGACCAACGCAGUUUACAUCAAGGUACAGCCUGGCGUCUAUUCUGAAGAGACAAUCAUCUCAAACUUCAAGAGUGUGAUGCCCUCUCUUGAGAUCUCUGCUGUGGACCCAUCUGACCGUCCAGUUUUGAAUAUUAAUGUUCAAUCCUUCAUCAACAUUGAUUUGGCUCAAUACACCAAUCCGAUCAAUGUCUCCCUCCUUGGUCUGAUCAUUGUGGAUAAUGUUGGAUCCACUGAGAAGGAUAUGAUCAGGGUCCAGGCCGACCCACAGGCUACCAUUGGCACCUCUAAUUUCACCUUUAUCAACUCUACCAUCACAAACUGCAACAGGACCUCUUCAGGCUACUACUACUACAGUCCCUACUCCUGUCUCAAUGUUAAGAACUUUAAUGUUGUGAUGAGAAGAUCCUCCGUGACCAACUCGACUGCAUUAUCCAACCCUGUCGUCUCACUGAGAUCCGAGAAAGCAGUUGUCGAUCACUCCAGCUUCACUGACAACACCGGUACCUCUCUUCGUUUCGAUGGCAACAACUUUGGUUCGUUGCAUCUCAGCAACUCCAAGUUCGUCAACAACAUUGGCGCAGCAUUCAAGUUGGACGAAAUGGGCUCACUCGCCAAGGUCGAGGUAGAUAACUGUGUGUUCCACUCCAACAGUCCAAACAUGGGACCAGGCUAUGGUGGUGCAGUCUACAUUGGCUCUUCAUCCUUCAACGUCAACUACAUCUUUAAGAACAAUGUAUUCUCCAAUAACACAGCCUCCAGUGGGUCCGCUGUCUACUCCACAACCUCAGGCAGCGUUUCAUUCCAGAGCUGUAACUUUACAAACAACCAUGGUGAUAUGGGUACCAUUUACAUCUCGACAUAUUCCUACUCUGGUGCCUCUCUUGGUCUUGUUGGCUCUCAGUUUAUGAACAAUCAUGGUACCUAUAAUCAAGGAAUUGAUUUGUACUAUAACAAUCCCAUUGAUAUCGAGGGUGGUAUCUUCCAUACCCCAAGAGAACCAAUGUUCGCCGCCUUCCCAACAAACUCAUUGGCCACUGUCUCCAUGUAUGUUGAGAGCUUCAUGAGCUGCAAGACCACUGAUCAGUCUGUGUACGUUGGCGAGGACUCUGGCUGGGCCUGUCUUCAGCUCUCCUACAACGGUGACUCAUCAUCCUACAACAAUGACGAUGGAUACACUCUCUACAUCUGGCAGGCAAUCGUCUCUUCCAUCAUCCUUGGAUUGACCUUCUUGGUUUCAAUCGGAUGUAUCGUUCGUGAGUUGCUCAAA
Messenger RNA from Acytostelium subglobosum LB1, 1491 nucleotides. RefSeq lists its product as hypothetical. The annotation marks the transcript as partial. The transcript has 5 exons. The record is from RefSeq and is a predicted model, not a curated record. NCBI's taxonomy places the organism in Eukaryota, Evosea, Eumycetozoa, Acytosteliales, Acytosteliaceae.